Molecule: messenger RNA, 1962 nt
Organism: Condylura cristata (star-nosed mole)
Lineage: Eukaryota; Metazoa; Chordata; Mammalia; Eulipotyphla; Talpidae
Product: protocadherin beta-17-like
Exons: 2
Coding region: 64-1929 (621 amino acids)
Biological process (GO): homophilic cell-cell adhesion
Cellular component (GO): plasma membrane
Molecular function (GO): calcium ion binding
Source: RefSeq, a predicted model, not a curated record
GCAGUGUUCGCUGCGAAGCAAUUUCUUUAAUUAAAUACUGUAUCUUUUGGAACUGGAGGAAAUAUGGAGACACAGCUACAUAAAGCACAGCAGAAAAGGCAAGUGAUCGCCAUUAUCAUUCUGUUACUACUGUGGGAGGCGGGCGGUGAGACCAUUAAGUAUUCGAUUCUAGAAGAGAGGGACAGUGGUUCUUUUGUGGCCAACCUAGCAGAAGAUCUGGGGCUUGGCUUAGGGGAGCUGGCUGCACGGGGUGCCCGAAUUUUUUCCAAAGGAAAUAAACAGCAUUUGCAGCUGGAGCAGAACAGUGGGCAUUUGCUUCUUAAAGAAAAAUUGGACCGGGAAGAGUUGUGCGGUGACACGGAUCCCUGUGUAUUGCAUUUCCAGGUGUUACUAAAAAACCCGGUAAAGUUUAUUCAAGGUGAAUUACUGCUCCACGACAUAAAUGACCACGCACCAGAAUUCUUGGACAAUGAAAUCCUCCUGAAAAUCUCGGAAAGCAGCCAUACUGGUACUGCAUUUCCUUUGAAAAUAGCUCAAGAUUUAGACGUGGGCAGUAAUACAGUUCAGAACUACACAAUUAGUACCAACUCUCAUUUCCAUCUUUUCACUCGUAAUCACAAAGAUGGCAGGAAAUACCCAGAGCUGGUGCUGGACAAAACUCUGGACCGGGAGGAGCAGCCAGAGCUCAGAUUAACCCUCACUGCGCUGGAUGGUGGGUCUCCACCCAGAACUGGGACUUCCCAGGUCCUCAUCUUAGUCCUAGAUAUAAAUGACAACACCCCGGAGUUUGCUCAGCUGUUCUAUGAAGUGCAGGUUUCAGAAAACAGCCCCAUUGGCUCCCUUGUUACUUCAGUCACCGCUCGAGACUUAGAUGCUGGGUCCUAUGGACAGCUGUCAUACUCAUUUUUCCAAUCUUCAAAUCAAAUCACUCAGGCUUUUGAAAUAAACCCAGUCACGGGGGAAAUUCGAUUAAAAAAAGUAUUGGAUUAUGAGGAAAUUCAAACUUACCUUCUGGAAAUUGAGGCUUCAGAUGGUGGGGGCCUUUCAGGAAAAUGCACGGUAGCCAUAGAAGUAAUGGAUGUGAACGACAAUGCCCCUGAGCUAACCGUGUCAUUACUCAUAAGUGAUAUUCCAGAAAACUCCCCGGACACCGUGGUCGCUAUUUUCGGGAUUUCAGAUCCAGAUUCCAGAAACAAUGGCAAAAUGAUGUGUUCCAUCCAGGACCAUCUCCCCUUCCGUCUGAAACUUACAGCAGAAAACUUCUACACCGUAGUAACUGAAGGGGCUCUGGACAGAGAAAGCCAGGCCGAGUACAACAUCACCAUCACGGUCACGGACAUGGGCACCCCCAGGCUGCAGACUCAGCACAACAUCACCGUCCUGGUGUCCGACGUCAACGACAACGCCCCCGCCUUCAGCCAAAGCGCCUACACGCUGCUGGUGCGCGAGAACAACAGCCCCGCCCUGCACAUCGGCAGCGUCAGCGCCGCCGACGCCGACGCGGGCACCAACGCCCAGCUCACCUACUCGCUGCUGCCCGCCCCGGCGACGCCGACGCGGGACGCGGCGGCGCCCGACGCGCAGGCCGACCGGCUCACCGUCUACCUGGUGGUGGCGCUGGCCGCCGUGUCGUCGCUCUUCCUCCUGUCUGCGCUGGCCUUCGUGGCGGCGCGUGUGUGCGCGAGGAGCGGCGCGGCGGCGCGGGGAGGCUCGCCGGGGCCCGAGGGCCACUUCCCGGGCCACCUGGUGGACGUCAGCGGCGCCGGGACGCUGUCCCACAGCUACCAGUAUGAGGUGUGCCUGACGGGAGGUACUGGGACCAGUGAGUUCAAGUUCAUCAAGCCCAUUCUCCCCAACUUCAUGGGUGAACCUAUUCGGCCUAACAGGGAGGUAAAUUCUAACUUCAGAAAUCAUUUUGGUUCCAGUUAGGGAUCUCACAUCGACAAAACUUAAGAAUUGUUA